CGAGGAAAAUUCCAAUUAAACCAUCCUUUUCCUUCACUUUAUAAAUAGACAAGGGAGUUAACAAGAGUGAAAGAGCAAACGCAAAGGAACCUUGAUAGAGAUAAGAUAGAACCACAAUCGAAUGGAUAAGGUAACCCUUCUUCUUCUCCUUCCCCUUCUCUUUGUUCUAGCCCUUGUUUCCCAGGGUCAUGCACAGUCCUGCAGUCCCUACGGCGAGGAACAUGGACAGUCCUCCAGCCCCUUCGGUGAGGGCCAUGGACAGUCCUGCAGUUACUUCGGCAAAGAGAAAGUCACACGCCUCCACUUCUUCUACUCAGAAAGAGUCACUGGAGACAAGCCUACUAUUGUGCUGUCUGCCAAGCCUGAAAACAACCCCUCUGCUGGUAUUGAAACAUUUGGGGCAUUGUCUGUCAUUGAUACACCUCUCACUGAAGGGGAAGACCUAAACUCAAAGGUUGUAGGACGUGCACAAGGACUUGUAGUGGCUGCAGGGCUGGACAAAACCAUGCUUAUCUUUGCGGUGGACUUUGAGUUCACUUCCGGUGAGUACAGUGGAAGUUCUAUAAGUGUGUUGUCAAGAAACCCUAUUUUGGAUGUAUAUAGGGAACUUGCUGUUGUUGGUGGCCGUGGAAAAUUUAGGAUGGCACGUGGCUACGCUCUUCUACGCAAAGCUAUUGCAAAUGCUGAUGUUAAUAUCAUUGAAUAUGAUGUUACUGUGUUUCAUUAUUAAUCAUUAGUGUCAAUUCUCAGUUGUACGUACGUGCUUUGUUGGUUACUUGGUUUCCUAUUUCGUUUCUGCGGUUUUGUUUCUAA
Molecule: messenger RNA, 813 nt
Organism: Dioscorea cayenensis subsp. rotundata (Guinea yam)
Lineage: Eukaryota; Viridiplantae; Streptophyta; Magnoliopsida; Dioscoreales; Dioscoreaceae
Product: dirigent protein 11-like
Exons: 1
Coding region: 122-730 (202 amino acids)
Source: RefSeq, a predicted model, not a curated record